CCAUGUUGGACUCAAUUGACCUCUGAAUAAGUGUCUUCCUUCGUUCUCCAUCCAAUCAACGCCAAUUCUCUUCUUUACCCACUCGCUCUCCGUCAUCCCCGGCCACCGUAUCCGGCGGAGAGCCGCCCUUCUCCCAUCGUCCCUGUAAAGCUCGCCGCUUGGCGUUGCUAUUUCUAGGCUUCAUCGAUAUGAACGCGGUCUUCAAUAAGCUACGCAGUUUGGACGCAUACCCAAAAGUCAAUGAAGAUUUCUACAACCGCACACUUUCCGGCGGUGUCGUCACCAUCGUCUCCGUCGCCGUCAUGCUCUUCCUUUUCAUCUCCGAGCUAAGUUUAUACCUUUAUACUGUUACCGAGAGUCAGCUUUUGGUGGAUACUUCUAGAGGAGAAACCUUACACAUCAAUUUUGAUGUCACUUUUCCUUAUGUUAGAUGCUCAAUGCUCAGUUUAGAUGCAAUGGAUAUUAGCGGCGAGCAGCACCUUGAUAUAAGACAUAAUAUCAUGAAAAAAAGAAUUGAUUCUCAUGGCAAUGUGGUAGAAGUGAAGCAGGAUGGAAUUGGUGCACCAAAGAUUGAGAGGCCCUUGCAGAAGCAUGGUGGCAGACUAGGACAUGAUGAAGAGUAUUGCGGUUCCUGUUUUGGUGCAGAAGAAUCAGAUGAUCAAUGUUGUAAUUCUUGUGAAGAAGUGCGUGAAGCAUACAGGAAAAAGGGAUGGGCGCUGUCUAAUAUGGAUUUGAUUGACCAGUGCCAAAGAGAAGGCUACGUACAAAAGGUAAAGGAUGAAGAAGGUGAAGGAUGCAAUAUUCUUGGAUCUCUUGAAGUUAAUAAAGUGGCUGGAAACUUUCAUUUUGCAACUGGAAAAAGCUUUCUUCAGUCAGCUAUGUUUCUUGCUGAUCUACUUGCUUUACAAGAUAAUCAUCUAAAUAUAAGUCAUCAGAUUAACAAAUUAAGUUUUGGAGCCCACUUCCCCGGAUUAGUAAAUCCUCUUGAUGGGGUAAAAUGGGUGCAAGGACCAAGUCAUGGCAUGUACCAGUAUUUCGUAAAGGUGGUCCCUACAAUAUACAAAGACAUUAGAGGCCAUGUUACCUAUUCAAAUCAGUAUUCUGUGACUGAGCAUUUCAAGAGUUCAGAGCAAGGUGCAGUCCCUGGAGUGUUCUUCUUUUAUGACAUAUCACCAAUUAAGGUCAUCUUUAAAGAGCAGCACAUUCCAUUCUUACAUUUCUUGACCAGUGUUUGUGCAAUUAUUGGAGGUGUAUUCACCGUGGCGGGAAUAGUAGAUUCAUCCAUAUAUUAUGGUCAGAGAACAAUAAAGAAAAAGAUGGAGCUCGGCAAAUAUAGAUAAUCUGGUGACUAAGCUACGUUGAGUCUGGUUAAUGGCAUGCUUGGUGCUGCAUCAUGUUUCAUCCGCAUCCUUGUGCUAACAUACACAUCCAAGCAGAGCUGCUGAUUCUCUCCAUGAAUGAAGUGUAUUUUUUAUAUAUAUUUAAUUUUGUUCUUUUGGUUUAGAGGAAUUGAGGAUUUUCCAAGUGUCCAAACUGAGAGAUAUUGGUUGGGAUAAUACAUGAUUUGAUUAUGCACAACAGAAUUCUCAUUU
Molecule: messenger RNA, 1592 nt
Organism: Arachis duranensis
Lineage: Eukaryota; Viridiplantae; Streptophyta; Magnoliopsida; Fabales; Fabaceae
Exons: 13
Coding region: 189-1340 (383 amino acids)
Cellular component (GO): COPII-coated ER to Golgi transport vesicle; endoplasmic reticulum
Source: RefSeq, a predicted model, not a curated record